AUGGGUUCGGAAAGUGCGAAAGGUGUUUUGCUCCGAUCGGUAGCAGGGCAGCAGGAGCACAAUCGGGGCUGUUGCCCUGUGAUUUGGCCGGGAAACAGUUCUUUCUCCUGUGGUGUUUGCCUAGCCGAGAGCAAGAAUUAUGGAGAAAAACACACACUUCAGCGUGUGUUCAUGGUAGCAAACGAACAAGAUGAAGGAAAGAUAGGGUUGUUGGUCUCUUGGUUUCAGCUUCCACUGAGAAAAGAAUUACAAACACGUUUCUUUUGUGUGUAAUAUGUUUAAAUUUAAAUGUGGAAGAAAUGUUAUUUGGCUGUCAAUUUUGUUAAUUUUUUUGUACUUUUAUUGAAUUGUAGAAGCAAAAAUCAUUUUCCCUUUGUUUGUGUGUUAGCUUGGGUAAGUUGUAUUGUGGAGGUAAUA
Messenger RNA from Lactuca virosa, 417 nucleotides. The record is from the annotation of a GenBank genome assembly. Lineage: Eukaryota; Viridiplantae; Streptophyta; Magnoliopsida; Asterales; Asteraceae.